AUGGCGUUUGUGCAGUGCACGGCUAUCCGGCUGCUGUUCAAAUGGAAAGUCCUCGAGAAUAUGCCUGCCGAGGGCACCAUCUCGUACAAGGAGUUGGCGGCCAAGGUUGGCGGCGACGAGAAUCUCAUUACCCGCCUAUGCUGGUUCCUAGUUGCCACGGGCAUGCUGAAGCAAGAGGGCGCAGACCAAGUCGCCCAUACGGCGCGGUCCCGGCCCUAUGCGAGCGUCAAUCCGCUCAGUGCCAUGCUACAAAUUGGAUUUGACGAGUACCUCCCAUCCUUCCUCCAUAUGCCGAGCUACUUCGACAAGUACGGCGUACGCGAGCCGUCGGGCCGCCUGCACAGCAUCAAGGCGUCUGCUGAGGGCCGGCCCGAGCUAACGGCCACUGAGAUCAUGUACGCGCACCCGGAGCGUGUCGCCAACAUGACGCUCGCCAUGUCGUCUAUGGAGAACAUGUACCCACUGGCGGGUGUGUAUGAUUACAGCUGGGUCGCCGCUGCCAGGGACGCGGACCCAGCCCGCACCUUGAUUGUCGACGUUGGCGGCGCCAAGGGGCACACGCUCGAGGCCAUCUGCAAGGAGACGCCGGGGCUGCCCAUCGAGCGCUGCGUAUUGCAGGAUUUGCCCGAGGUUAUUGAUGUGGCCAAGCGUAUGGUAGGGGCAAGCAGUAGCCCAAGUCCGAAGAUGGUGGCGAUAGACUUUUUCAACGAGCAGCCUGUCAAGGGUGCCCUGAUAUACAUUAUCCGCCGCUGUCUUCAUGACUUCAGCGACGAAGAAUGCGUCGAGAUCUUGACCCAUCUCAGCGGCGCCAUGGCAUGUGAUAGCAGGCUUCUCGUCGGCGAGACGGUGUUGAGCAACCCACCGAGCCGACCUACGGCCAUGGUGGAUUUGCUGCUGUCGACCAUUGGGGGCAAGGAGCGCACGAUUGAGGGCUUCAACAAGGUUGCCGAGCGCGCAGGAUUGAGCUUGUCAGGCGUACACAAGGCGUCUUUUGGCGACUUCUCCAUCAUUGAGUAUAGCAAGGUAUAA
This is a messenger RNA of Bipolaris victoriae FI3, 1029 nucleotides long. RefSeq lists its product as hypothetical. The transcript has 4 exons. NCBI's taxonomy places the organism in Eukaryota, Fungi, Ascomycota, Dothideomycetes, Pleosporales, Pleosporaceae. The coding region runs from base 1 to 1029 and encodes 342 amino acids. Gene Ontology annotation, molecular function: O-methyltransferase activity. The record is from RefSeq and is a predicted model, not a curated record.